Messenger RNA from Echinostoma caproni, 1227 nucleotides. NCBI's taxonomy places the organism in Eukaryota, Metazoa, Platyhelminthes, Trematoda, Plagiorchiida, Echinostomatidae. The record is from the annotation of a GenBank genome assembly.
AUGUAUUGCGAAUAUCGCACAUCUCCGGCCCUGAACUAUCCAAACGGUAUGGAGAAUCCGACAGAAAACGAGCUGAGUGAAACUAUUCACCGCAGUCUACUCGAUUUCACAGAGGACAUCUACGGGCAGGUUGUGCGUUUUCAGCGUGAGGAGUUGACGAAUGUAUGCCUGGCCCCGGUUUGUCUUUACGAAGUACUGGCCAUGCUUUUGUCCGGCAGUGAUGGUGUGACUCGUAUCGAACUGCAACAAGUCUUGCAUUGGCCUGGCCAGUUCCCGGACUCCAUGGUUCACCACGCGGUCAGUUCUGUGAUUCUGAGCUGUCAUUUGCCAUUCGCUCGAAAUGGACUGGCCAAACGCAUGUUCCUAUUGAAGCAUGCGUUGGUAAAGAACCAAUUUUUAACUAAUCUUUUUCGUCACUACAAAUGCGCAGUGGAAAAAGUUGAUACUCUUCACGGGGCAGAGAAUAAGCGACGGUACAUCAAUCGUUGGGUCACGGAAUGUACCCAGCAUCAGAUCACUAACCUCAUACCGCCCAAACUGAUUACCGAGGCCUCUUGGAGUUGUAUGAUUAGCGCACUGCAUUGCAAAACCUCGGAAAUGAAGGGUGCAACGCGUGAGGGUAUAUUUUAUUUGCUUGACGGUUCCCAAUGCGUCGUAAGGAUGAUGCAUAAAGUGGACAAAUUGCCGAUGCUCGAGUUGCCCGAGCUACAGGCGUUCGCUAUGAAAAUGCCACUUCAUCAACUCAAUUACCAACUUUUGAUGAUACUUCCAUAUUCCAAUGAUGGAUUGAGCAAUCUCAUCCAACAUUUACAACAACCGGGGAUAUUUUCCACCAUAUUGGCGGCGGAAUUCAGGCACGAAGUGCUUUCUGUCUAUGUGCCCCAGUUCACCCAAGGUUAUCGAACCCAUCCGGAUUUGAAUCCCAUUCUAUUCGGGCUUGGUUUGACCUCAUUGUUUGAUCGUACAAAGUCCAAUUUAACGGGGAUGGUAGACGAUAUGGAAUUGGCGUUGUCCCACAUAUUCCACAAAGCUGUUCUUGAAAUCGGGGAUUUGGGUGUGACUAAUCAGGCUGUGAUUGCUAGCACUCGAAAUCAAGCGAUUCGGGAGUUUCGUGCGGACCAUCCGUUUUUCCUCUGCUUACUCUACGAUCAUCAUUUGCCCAUAGUGGUCGGGCAUGUGGUCAAACCACGUCGUUAUCGUGGACCAGUGUACGUGAACGGGAAAUAG